Fomitiporia mediterranea MF3/22 is the source of this 649-nucleotide messenger RNA. Its product is annotated as DJ-1. The record is from RefSeq and is a predicted model, not a curated record. Lineage: Eukaryota; Fungi; Basidiomycota; Agaricomycetes; Hymenochaetales; Hymenochaetaceae. Bases 1 to 594 code for a protein of 197 amino acids. Gene Ontology annotation, biological process: guanine deglycation, glyoxal removal; protein deglycation, glyoxal removal. The transcript has 7 exons. Gene Ontology annotation, cellular component: nucleus; cytosol. Gene Ontology annotation, molecular function: protein deglycase activity.
AUGCCAUCCGCACUCAUUUUCAUAGCCGAUGGGACGGAGGAAAUGGAGUUCACUAUCACAUAUGACACACUCGUUCGCGCCGGCGUGAAAUGCGCAUCCGUAUUCGUUCCUUCCUCUUCUGCAAAUGAGGACCAAAAGACAGCGACAUGCUCUCGAGGUGUGAAGAUUAUCGCGGAUACGACGCUUCGUAAUGUCCUAUCUGGAACCUCAGCGGAAGAGGCAGAUCUGUUGGUUGUGCCAGGUGGCGCAAAGGGUGCUGAAACGAUUUCGGGCAAUGCAGAUGUGCAGAAACUGGUAAAGCGCCAGUUACUGGAAAGGGGGAAGCAUGUUGGCAUGAUAUGUGCUGGGAGCUUGGCAGCAAAGACGUCCAGUUUGCCGCGCCAGCCGUUGACGAGUCAUCCCAGUGUUAAGAAUGAGCUGGAUAAGGGAUUUGAAUACAGCGAUGAUCCUGUCGUUGUCUCUGGGAAGCUUGUUACUAGUCGAGGACCCGGUACUGCGUUCCCAUUUGCGCUUCGGCUCGUCGAAGAAAUACUCGGAGCUGAGAAACGUGCGGAGGUCCAAGACCCGAUGGUCUUCCCACCUGGAGCAAUCUAAUCGAACUUUCGUGUACGGCUUGUCUUGAAUAGCUUUCCGUAAUAGACGAUAGUCU